This is a messenger RNA of Suillus subaureus, 379 nucleotides long. RefSeq lists its product as uncharacterized. NCBI's taxonomy places the organism in Eukaryota, Fungi, Basidiomycota, Agaricomycetes, Boletales, Suillaceae. The record is from RefSeq and is a predicted model, not a curated record. The annotation marks the transcript as partial. The transcript is spliced from 2 exons.
ACUCUUGCAUUCCAAAGUUUCUUUGACCACAUUCUCAAUUCCUCUGAUAUCCUCUCAACAACCUCAUCUAUCAGCUUGACCUUACAACGAUCUGCUGUCGUAUAUAUACAUGCCUCAUGAUACCUUAAACGUGGAUCCAGAGGUCUUCUUUCGAGUGGAAAGAAGCGGUCAACCACUCGUCGUAUACGAGUGUAAAUUAGAGGGAGUCCCCUGUGGAAUGUUCGUGGAGGGAACUACCAGCGCAGUGUCCGCCCACCUGCGAGGACAUGGCAUCACCGGCCCGGACAGCAUCAUCACAAAUUGUCCGUGGGCUGGUUGCUCCAAGGCACUCAAGAGGGGAGGGAUGACAAGACACAUCCUUACUCACCUCGGUGUCAAG